CAGACAACAUGAUCUUCUAAAAGGAGAAGACUGUUCUCAACCAACUAAACAACCAAUGUGGAAACAAUGAGAUUGCUGUGGGUUUGGUUUUACGCUUCUGCUGUUUGUUCAGCAUCAUCAAGACUGACUUUUCAUGGGCACAAGGUGAUCCAGGUCCAGCUGGAGACAGAAGAACAUGUUAAGCUUAUUAAAAGUAUACACAGGAACUUCAGUAUUGAUUUUUGGCGUCCAGAUUCACCGUCAAGAAUAGCACCAAAGAUGACUGUGGAUUUUCAUAUUCAUGCCAAUCAGACUGAAAACGUACUUAACCUUCUGAAGCAGAAUAAUGUUCAAUUGGAGGUUUUAUUCCAUGACCUUCAGGCAGGAAUUGAGGCACAGCGGGACAGCCCCAGGCUUCGGAAGUCUAAGAAGCAUAGCUAUAUUAAAUACAAUGAUUGGGAGACGAUCGCUGAUUGGACCAGCAAUAUGGCUACUAAGCACUCAGAUCUUGUCAGCCGCAUUGAAAUUGGCAACACCUAUGAAGGUCGCCCAAUGUAUGUUCUUAAGGUUGGGCAGUCAAGCACCGCAGGGCCGGCCAUCUUCAUGGACUGUGGUAUACAUGCCAGAGAAUGGAUCUCACCUGCUUUCUGUCAGUGGUUUGUUAAAGAGCUUGUUUCCAGGUAUUCCAAAGAUGAAGAAGUAAAGAACCUGUUGACAAAACUGACCUUCUACAUUCUUCCUGUACUUAAUAUAGAUGGUUACAUCUACACCUGGACAACGAAUCGUAUGUGGAGAAAGAAUCGCUCACCAACAUCAGACAGCAGCUGCUUUGGCACAGACCUCAACAGGAACUUUAACAUAUCAUGGUGCGAGGUUGGAUCAGCAGAUAUUCCCUGCACUGAGAUUUACUGUGGAAAGUCACCAGCGUCUGAGGAGGAAACAAAGAAUGUAGUCAACUUCAUCCUCGGCCAUUUAGACUCAGUCAAAGCCUACAUCAGUAUUCAUGCGUACUCCCAGAUGUUAUUGUACCCUUACUCCUAUACAGAUGACCUGGCACCCAAUUCACAGGAGCUGGAUGAAAUAUCUAAAGGAGCCGUAGCAGAAUUAUCCAGCCUUUAUAAAACAAAAUAUGUCUAUGGACCCUCCGCAUCCACAAUUUAUCCCACUUCUGGAUCCUCUGAUGACUGGGCCUACACACAAGGAAUACAGUAUGCCUUCACCUUCGAGCUACGGGACAGGGGCAAGCGUGGCUUCCUCCUCCCUGAGUCACAGAUAAGAGCGACCUGUAAAGAAACUACACUGGCCAUCAAAUAUAUCGCCAAUUAUGUCCUCUCUCAUUCUUCCUAAAUGUCCUUUACAUUUUCUGUAUUCUUUCCUGUGCAUAAAUCAUAACAGCAAAUGA
This is a messenger RNA of Bufo bufo (common toad), 1381 nucleotides long. RefSeq names its product carboxypeptidase B-like. Bases 67 to 1326 code for a protein of 419 amino acids. Gene Ontology annotation, molecular function: metallocarboxypeptidase activity; zinc ion binding. The transcript is spliced from 11 exons. Lineage: Eukaryota; Metazoa; Chordata; Amphibia; Anura; Bufonidae. The record is from RefSeq and is a predicted model, not a curated record. Gene Ontology annotation, biological process: proteolysis.